This is a messenger RNA of Jaminaea rosea, 682 nucleotides long. RefSeq names its product RNA-binding domain-containing protein. Gene Ontology annotation, biological process: maturation of LSU-rRNA from tricistronic rRNA transcript (SSU-rRNA, 5.8S rRNA, LSU-rRNA). The transcript has a single exon. The record is from RefSeq and is a predicted model, not a curated record. Gene Ontology annotation, cellular component: nucleolus. Lineage: Eukaryota; Fungi; Basidiomycota; Exobasidiomycetes; Microstromatales. The annotation marks the transcript as partial. Gene Ontology annotation, molecular function: RNA binding.
CGACUCCUCCGCGGCAAGCGCUCUUGAUUCAGACGAGGAAGGAGACAUGAUCAAGGGCAUGACCUCGGCAGACGAGUCAGACGAGGACGAGGACGAGGACAACUCAUCGGAUGAGUCUGACUCCGAGGGGAUUAAGCGCUUCUCGGACAUUGCAACAAUGAAGCUCCCCUCCAGCAAAGACGAUGCAGCGGUUCGCGCCCGCCUUUCCAAGCUCGAAGCCCGUCGAAAGGCCCAACCCGCAGCCCAGAAGAUCGAUCGCGCAGUCCUGUACGUCGGUCACCUCCCCAAGCACUUCACCGAAACGCCCCUUCGCUCCUACCUGUCCCAGUUCGGAACUAUCACCAGGCUGAGGCUCUCACGCAACAAGAAGACGGGCGCAUCAAAGCACUACGCCUUUGUCGAGUUCGCAGACGAGGAGGUCGCGCGCAUUGUGCAGGAGACGAUGGACAAUUACCUGAUCAUGGGUCAGCUCUUGCGAGUUAAGCCGCUCAGUCGGGAUCAGAUUCAUCCCAAGAUGUGGGUUGGAGCCAACAGGACGUUCAGGAAGAUCCCGGCAGGGAGGAGGGCGAGGGAGCAGCAUGACGGUGCAAAGAGUGUUGAGGGGAAGCAGAGGGCGGAGACGAAGCUGUUGGAGAGGCAAGAGAGGAAGAGAGCAGCACUCAAGGAGGCAGGCAUCGACUAC